AUGACGCUCUUUGAUGGCAUCUAUCCCUUUUACCCCCAAUCCAGGAAGCCCUUUGUCUUUGAUGUGGAUACCAUCAUUGUAAUUAUUGUCUUCCUUGUAAUUGCCUUCAGCUUCCUGCUCAUCCUUCCUGGAAUUCGGGGCAGAGCGAGGCUGUACUGGCUUUUCCGGGUCAUCGCAAGCCUUUUUAUCGGAGGGGUCAUCGUUGCUGUCCACUUCACCUCUGACUGGGAGAGGGCGCAGGGGACAGCGAUCACCACGUACAAGUCUUUCAGCCCAGCUAAGGUCCAUGCAGAGAUCGGGCUGCACGUCGGUCUGGCAGGACUCAACGUCACUCUAGUUGGAAAGCCCAUGGAACAGCUCAAUGAAACCAUCAACUACAACGAGCAUUUCUCCUGGUGGUUUGGGGCAAAGUACGACCACGACUUUGACGAAGGCUUGGAGCACGGCCUGCCCAGCCCCAUCCUCUACGUGGCAGAGAAGUUCACCGGGAACAGCCCCUGCGGCCUCCAUCACCUCUACAGAAUGGCAGGGCACUAUGCGUCAGCCACCCUGUGGUUUGCCUUCUGCACCUGGUUGGUCUCCAACAUGCUCUUCUCCAUGCCGGUCCCCGUGUACGGCGGCUACAUGACCCUCGUCACAGGCGCCUUCCUCAUCUUUGCUCUGCUCUCUUUCUCCACCGGGAGGAGUGCUUCCUGCGUCAUCCAAUUCGGCCCCACCUCCUUGCAGCUCGCCUAUGGGGCAUCCUUCUGGCUGACGCUUGCCACAGGGCUGCUCUGCUUCCUGAUCGGAGUCGUGGUGAUAACACUUCACUAUACCUGCCCCAACCUGCUAAAAGCCUUCUUUGACCUGUGCGAGGAGGAGGAGGAGGAAGAGGGGAUGCUGGGAGAAGUGUACAUUAACCCCCACUAUGCUCGAACGAAGCCAGCGCCGGCCAAUUUGAGGCUGACCAUCAUGGACAGCUAG
Messenger RNA from Zootoca vivipara (common lizard), 963 nucleotides. RefSeq names its product dual oxidase maturation factor 2 (gene DUOXA2). Lineage: Eukaryota; Metazoa; Chordata; Lepidosauria; Squamata; Lacertidae. Gene Ontology annotation, cellular component: endoplasmic reticulum membrane. Gene Ontology annotation, biological process: protein transport. The record is from RefSeq and is a predicted model, not a curated record.